Mangifera indica (mango) is the source of this 1126-nucleotide messenger RNA. RefSeq names its product (-)-isopiperitenol/(-)-carveol dehydrogenase, mitochondrial-like. Lineage: Eukaryota; Viridiplantae; Streptophyta; Magnoliopsida; Sapindales; Anacardiaceae. The transcript has a single exon. Gene Ontology annotation, molecular function: oxidoreductase activity. The record is from RefSeq and is a predicted model, not a curated record. Bases 122 to 931 code for a protein of 269 amino acids.
CAUAAUUUCACUAUAAAAUCUCAACUUGUGGCAUCUAGACAGACAAGAAGACUACCUUUGUUUUAAAAGCCUGUCUCUUCCCACUUCAAAUACAAUUGUUCUAAGAAAAAAUAAUAAUACAAUGCUAGGAUCCCAGCACAUGGUGUCCUCAAACCCAAAGAAAUUGGAAGGCAAAGUAGCCAUAAUCACGGGCGGCGCCAGUGGAAUCGGUGAAGCUACGGCACGCCUUUUCGCCGACCACGGUGCUCGCAUGAUCGUGGUCGGCGAUAUCCAAGAUGACCUCGGUCAAGAAGUAGCCAUAUCAAUUGGCACAGACAAGUGCAUUUACAUGCACUGCGAUGUUUCAAAUGAAGAUCAAGUCAAAGCUUUAGUUGACUCCACGGUCCAAACGUACGGUCAACUAGACAUCAUGUUUAGCAACGCCGGGAUUGUAAUUACCUCUUCACAGACAGUCGUUGACCUCGAUUUCACAACCCUAGACCGUGUGUUUGCCGUGAACGUCCGCGGCAUGGCGGCAUGCGUGAAGCAUGCUGCUCGUGUGAUGAUCGAGAAGGGCGUACGGGGGAGCAUCGUGUGCACGGCCAGUGUCACUGGUAGCCGCGGUGGUCCACGGCUAACAGAUUAUUCCAUGUCGAAGCAUGCUGUGAUUGGACUGGUUAAAUCCGCCAGCACGCAGCUUGGAGUGCAUGGGAUUAGAGUGAACAGCGUGUCCCCGUCUGCAGUGGCGACUCCAACCUUGUGCAGGUCGUUCGGUGGCAUUGAUGCUGAGCAAGCCGAGAAGAUUUGUGAACGGCUCGCUAGCCUGAAAGGAAUUGUGCCCAAAGUGAAUCAUGUGGCAGAUACAGUACUGUUUCUUGCGUCUGGAGAUUCUGCGUUUGUGAGUGGGCACGACCUGGUAGUGGACGGUGGCCUUCUAUCGAAAUUGGCCUAGUCUUCUUAGAUAUGAUUGCCCACCAAUCCAUUAUCGGGCUUUUGAUUUUGUCGUGUGUAAUGAAUAAUUUUUACAGCCGUAAUUUUAAUCUCUCAAACAUAUAUAUACCAUCAGGUAGAAGAACAGGGCGAGAUUGCAUAUCCUGAUGAUGGUUUAGAUAAUGUAAACUCACUGCCUUAUGAUUCCAUCUGUAUA